Labeo rohita (rohu) is the source of this 450-nucleotide messenger RNA. RefSeq names its product C-C motif chemokine 19-like. Gene Ontology annotation, cellular component: extracellular region. Lineage: Eukaryota; Metazoa; Chordata; Actinopteri; Cypriniformes; Cyprinidae. Gene Ontology annotation, biological process: chemokine-mediated signaling pathway; cellular response to interleukin-1; monocyte chemotaxis. The transcript is spliced from 4 exons. The record is from RefSeq and is a predicted model, not a curated record. Gene Ontology annotation, molecular function: CCR chemokine receptor binding; chemokine activity.
AUGGCUUCAGCCCUCAAAUCUGUGCUGAUUGUGAUUCUGUGUGCGCUGCCGCUCAUUCUCUGCCGCUGUCCGGCAGACGAAGCUGUGGACUGAUGCCUGAGCACUAAAGACACUCGCAUUCCGAUGCAGAUUGUUGCAUCCUACUUUCACCAAACCACAGAGUGUGGUUGUGCUAUUGCAGCUACUGUAUUCAUCACCAAAAAGGACAAGAAACUGUGCGCUCCACCAGAGAAGAAUACCUGGAUUACUAAGAUCAUCACUCACUUAGACAAGAAGAAAAAAACUUGCCAGUAGAAACACAGAUGGGAGGUGAACAUGGUGGCCCUGCACUGAGCAACACUGGACAGACAGGAAGUGACUACACUUAAUCAUUAACUGCCACAGUGAUUUUUUAAAAAGAUAUAUACAAAGCAUUUCAGAAAUCAUGUGAGGAAUGCAUGGUGGUCCAAC